This is a messenger RNA of Capsella rubella, 1537 nucleotides long. Its product is annotated as citrate synthase 1, peroxisomal. NCBI's taxonomy places the organism in Eukaryota, Viridiplantae, Streptophyta, Magnoliopsida, Brassicales, Brassicaceae. The transcript is spliced from 12 exons. The record is from RefSeq and is a predicted model, not a curated record. Gene Ontology annotation, cellular component: mitochondrial matrix. Gene Ontology annotation, biological process: tricarboxylic acid cycle; carbohydrate metabolic process.
CAUAACAUCAGUUUUUCACUCUACAGCCACUUGGUUUCUUUUUAGCUUCUCUCUUUUUUUUUUCUUUGAAUUCUCUGAUCUUUUGAGGUGAAAAAUGGAGAGAGCUAACGUUCGAUUAGCCGUUCUCUCUGCUCACUUGGCGGUGUCUGAUACCGUCGGUUUGGAGCAAGUGUUGCCGGCGAUCGAGCCAUGGUGCACAUCGGCUCACACGGGUGCUGCACCGUAUGGUUCCCUUAAGGGGUACUUGACCAUCGUGGAUGAACGUACUGGAAAGAAAUAUCAAGUACCAGUCUCAGAUGAUGGUACCGUCAAAGCCGUUGAUCUCAAGAAGAUAACGACAGGAAAAGGUGACAAGGGGCUUAAGUUAUACGAUCCUGGUUACUUAAACACUGCUCCUGUUCGAUCUUCCAUUUCUAUCACUGAUGGAGAUGAAGGAAUCCUACGUUAUAGAGGAUACCCUCUUGAAGAGCUGGCUGAGAGAAGUACUUAUAAUGAAGUUGCUGUUGAGUUAAUUUAUGGGAAUCUGCCUUCUCAAAGUCAGCUAGCUGAUUGGGAGUUUGCUAUUUCUCAGAAUUCAGCUGUGCCACAAGAAGUAUUGGAUAUCAUACAGGCCAUGCCUCGUGAGGCACAUCCAAUAGGAGCUCUUGUCACUGGGAUGAAUGCUCUUUCCUUCUUUUAUCCGGAAGCAAAUCCUUCUCUUAUGGGCCAAGGUGUUUACAAGUCACAACAAAUUCGUGAUAAACAGAUUGUUCGUAUUCUUGGAUAGGCACCAACAAUUGCAGCAGCUGCUUAUUUGAGGAAGGCAGGAAAGCCUCCUGUCCAACGUUUGAGCAACCUAUCUUAUGCAGAGAAUUUCCUCUAUAUGGUGGAAUCAAUGGGGAAUAGGUCUUACAAGCCUAAUCCUCGUUUGGCUCGAGUGUUGGAUAUCAUCUUCUUAAUGCAUGCUGAACAUGAAAUGAACUGCUCUACUGCUGCUUCUCUGCAUCUUUCCUCUAGUGGUGUUGAUGUAUAUACUGCUGUUGCGGGAGGUGUUGGAGCCAUUUAUGGUCCCCUUCAUGGUGGUGCAGUUGAGGCUACGAUUAACAUGUUAACAGAGAUAGGGACUGUUGAAAAGAUUCCUGAGUUCAUUGAAAGCGUGAAGAACAGGAAGAGGAAGUUGUCAGGUUUUGGACACCGCAUUUACAGGAACUACGACCCCCGAGGAAAAAUCGUUAAGAAACUGGCGAAUGAAGUGUUCUCCAUUCUUGGAAGGGAGCCUCUGAUUGAGGUAGCAGAUGCUCUAGAGAAGGCGGCACUCUCUGAUGAAUAUUUCAUCAAAAGAAAGCUGUAUCCAAAUGUUGAUUUCUACUCUGGCUUAAUCUAUAGGGCAAUGGGAAUACCAUCAUCAUUCCUGGCAACUGCGCGUAUCGCUGGAUACUUGGCACACUGGCGUGAGUCGUUAGACAAUCCUGAGACUAAGAUCAUGAGACCCCAACAGGUCUAUAACGGAGUGUGGCUAAGGCAUUACCAGGCAGUGAGCGAAAGAACCGAUCAGUGA